Molecule: messenger RNA, 816 nt
Organism: Naegleria gruberi
Lineage: Eukaryota; Heterolobosea; Eutetramitea; Acrasida; Naegleriidae
Exons: 1
Coding region: 1-816 (271 amino acids)
Biological process (GO): SCF-dependent proteasomal ubiquitin-dependent protein catabolic process
Cellular component (GO): SCF ubiquitin ligase complex
Source: RefSeq, a predicted model, not a curated record
AUGAGCAAAUUGAAGGAGUUCAAAUUUAAGGGAAGGAACUUUUACUUUGAGGGCAUUGAAGAAAUCUCAAAGUCAACACCUCUUAUUCAGAAAUUUUCACUCAUAGGCUCUAGAUCAAUUCUUGAAUGUGGUAAAUCUAUUGGAAAUUGGAAACAUUUAAGAGAAAUAGAAGGAGCAGUCCAUUCCUACUUUGAUAAUAGUUCCAUUGCAACUCCACCAACUCCACAAGAACAAACAAAUUUCUUCACAGUCAUUAAUGAAAUUAAUUUAGAAAAGUUAGAGCUGCUGAAUGAUGAUAUUUCCAGUGCCAAGUUCCAUAAACUGCCAUCUUCACUCAUAACUCUUAACUUGGAAAGAACAAGAGUUAGUUCUAAAUUAUUUGAAGCAAUUUCAGAGUUGGAAAAUCUCAAGAUUCUUAUUCUUGACAGCACAUCUGGGUUCGAAAGUGAAGAUUUCCAACAUCUCAAUAGUUUGCCAAACCUUGAAGAGUUAUCACUUAAUAAGAGUUCUCAUUGUGGAGAUGUUGGGUUGAAACACAUCUCUGCCGUUAAAAGUUUGAAAAGAGUUUUCUUGAACAAGUGUGAGAUACAUGAUGAAGGAGGAAUCUCACUUUCCAAAUUGAGUAAUCUUGAAAUUAUUGACCUUCAAUAUUCUGAUAUUACAGAGAAAACAAUUAACAAUAUUGUUCAAAACUGUAAGAAAAUCAAAAAGAUUUGCGUGUAUAAAUGUCAGAAAAUCUCUAAAAAUAAGAUAGCUGACCUUCCCAACAUAAAACAGAUUCUCUCAGAAAAUCCAAUCAACAGAGAGUAUUAUUAA